Messenger RNA from Lasiodiplodia theobromae, 1869 nucleotides. RefSeq lists its product as uncharacterized. The record is from RefSeq and is a predicted model, not a curated record. The coding region runs from base 1 to 1869 and encodes 622 amino acids. Gene Ontology annotation, biological process: secondary metabolite biosynthetic process. NCBI's taxonomy places the organism in Eukaryota, Fungi, Ascomycota, Dothideomycetes, Botryosphaeriales, Botryosphaeriaceae. The transcript has 6 exons. Gene Ontology annotation, molecular function: flavin adenine dinucleotide binding; oxidoreductase activity, acting on CH-OH group of donors.
AUGAAAGCACGUAGUCUCCUUCCCGUGUUGCUCGCCCUCAGCGGCAUCCAAGCGAGCCCGGCCGGCCGAUACGACGGAUAUGACCGGCUUGCCGGAUCCUCGUUCGGCGUGCCUGGAGAUCAGACGUUCGACUACGUCAUCGUCGGGGGAGGCACAGCCGGACUCACCCUCGCCAACCGACUGUCGGAGAACCCGGCGUGGACGGUAGCAGUCAUCGAAGCAGGCGGCUACUACGAGAUCGAGAACGGCAAUGUGUCGCAGAUCCCGCUGUUCGCGUCGGUGGGCUCGGACAAGACGACGGCCAACUACAACCCGGCCAUCGACUGGGGUUUCGUGACGACGCCGCAGCCAGGCGUAAAGGGCGCAAAGGUGCACUACGCGCGCGGCAAAUGCCUUGGCGGGUCGUCCGCCCGCAACUACAUGGCGUAUCAGCGCGGCACGAUCCAGUCGUACGACUGGUGGGCAGACCAAGUCGGCGACGACUCGUACCGGUGGAAGUCGUUCCUGCCGUACCUGCAGAAGAGCGUAUCGUUCAUAGCACCCGACGCGCGCAAGCGGGCGAAAAACGCGACGGCGCAGUACGACCCACGCAGCUUCGGCGCCAACGCGGGCGAGGUGACGCUGACCUUCUCCAACUACGCGCAGGCCAUCUCGUCGUGGGUGCAGCGCGGCAUGGCCGAGAUCGGCAUCAAGCCCAUCGACGGCUUCACGAGCGGCAGGCUGUUCGGCUCGUCGUACGUGCUGGAGAUGAUCCAGAAGGACCAGGUGCGCGCGUCGUCCGAGACGGCCUUCCUGUCGCCCGCCGCGUACCGGCGUCCCAACCUGUUCAUCUUCACGCACUCGCUGGCCAAGAGGGUCAUCUUCGACGACCGGAAGACGGCGACGGGCGUGGCCGUGGACACGGCCGGGAAGAAGUACACGCUGACCGCCCGCAGGGAAGUCAUACUGUCGGCAGGAGUGUUCCAGAGCCCGCAGCUGCUCAUGGUGUCGGGCGUCGGGCCGAAGCCGACCAUGGACAAGUUCGGCAUUCGGACCGUUGCUGACCGGCCCGGUGUGGGGGAGAACAUGUGGGACCAAAUUUUCUUCGGUCCGAGCUGGCGCGUCGAUGUGGUGACGGGCUCGUCGAUGAGAAAUCCAUUGACUCGCGCCCGUGCCUCUGAUGACUUCAACAGGUGGCAAGCCGGCAUUAUGACCAACACAGGAGGCGACUUCUUCGCAUUCGAAAAGAUUCCGCCGGCCAUCCGGGCGACCUUUCCGAAGAACGUCAAAGACUCGCUCGCCAAAUUCCCCGCCGACUGGCCCGAGAUCGAAUACCUCACCGUCUCCGCCUUCCUGGGCGACAACGAAAACUACGUGACCGAGACGCCGCAAGACAACUACAACUACGCCGCCGUCGUCGGCGCCCUCAUGGCCCCCGUCUCCCGCGGCACCGUGUCCAUCUCGUCCGCCGACGCCGCGGACCCGCCCGUCAUCGACCCCCGCUGGCUGAGCGAUCCCGCCGACCAAGCCGUCGCCGUCGCCGCGUACAGGCGCGUGCAAGAGCUGUUCAACUCGCGGGCCAUGAACCCCGUGCUGAUUGGCCCCCAGUACUACCCCAACACGAACGGCCGCGCGCAAAGUGAUGCGGAGGUGCUCGAGGAGGUCAAGCAGAUUUUCAAUACCAUAUGGCACGGUGCGUGCACGUGUAAAAUGGGGAAGAAGGACGAUCGUAUGGCCGUGGUGGACAAUCGCGCCCGCGUCAUUGGGGUCAAUAGGCUCAGGGUUGUGGAUGCGAGCUCGUUUGCCAUUUUGCCUCCGGGACACCCGGUGAGCACCAUCUAUGCGCUGGCGGAGAAGAUUGCGGACGAUAUCAAAUACACGCGUAAUUAA